This is a messenger RNA of Necator americanus (New World hookworm), 219 nucleotides long. RefSeq lists its product as uncharacterized. The transcript is spliced from 3 exons. Gene Ontology annotation, molecular function: transmembrane signaling receptor activity; acetylcholine-gated monoatomic cation-selective channel activity. Bases 1 to 219 code for a protein of 72 amino acids. The record is from RefSeq and is a predicted model, not a curated record. NCBI's taxonomy places the organism in Eukaryota, Metazoa, Nematoda, Chromadorea, Rhabditida, Ancylostomatidae. Gene Ontology annotation, cellular component: postsynaptic membrane; plasma membrane; synapse. Gene Ontology annotation, biological process: chemical synaptic transmission; signal transduction; regulation of membrane potential.
AUGUUUCUACAGCAAAUUCUGGACGUUGACGAGAAGAACCAACUGGUUUCCGUAAAUGCUUGGCUCAGCUAUACAUGGCAAGAUUACAAUCUUAUUUGGGACCCAACCAAAUACGAAGGAAUCCAAGAUAUUCGAUUUCCUGGCUCAGCUGAUCACAUUUGGAGGCCAGACAUUCUGCUUUACAACAGUGCUGCAGAGGAUUUUGACUCGACUUUUUAA